Molecule: messenger RNA, 1079 nt
Organism: Oxyura jamaicensis (ruddy duck)
Lineage: Eukaryota; Metazoa; Chordata; Aves; Anseriformes; Anatidae
Product: ly6/PLAUR domain-containing protein 3-like
Exons: 3
Cellular component (GO): plasma membrane
Source: RefSeq, a predicted model, not a curated record
GCAACCGCCUGCCCGGGGACCCCCCCUCCGCCGCCGCCCCCCAGCGCGGCUUCGGCCUCCUCCUCCUCCUCCUCGUCCUCCUCGCCGUCGCCGUGCCCCACGCGUAGGAGGCCCCGGACCCACAAUUGGAGACCCCAGACCCACAAUUGGAGACCCCAGACCCACAACUGGAGGCCCAGAGCCACAACUGGAGGCCUGGACCCACAACUGGAGACCCCAGAGCCACAACUGGACCCCCCCUCUCUUGCUGCUCUUCCCCCAUCCCCCCCUAAUUAUCUUUGUUAUUUAUAAUUAAUUAAAGGAUCUCAAUUUGUUACGCUGCCACCUGCACUGUGGGUCCGGGCACCUGGGUCCCAUAUGGGGCAGGGCGGGUCCCCCCCCGCCCCCCCCGGGGCUGUGACUCAGUUUUGGGGGUGACUCAGUGGCUCCCCGCUUCCGGGCCGGGCUAUGGGGCAGAGCUAUGGGGCAGGGCUAUGGGGCAGGGCUAUGGGGCAGAGCCCUAGAACAGGGCUAGCGAUGGAGUGGGGCUGGCCUAUGGGGCGGGGAUGCCGUGGGACGUCCGUGGGGCCGUGCCGUGGGGCAGGGAGCCCGUGGGGUGCCGUGGGCUGCGCUAUGGGGCGGGGAGCCCCGGGGGCCCCCCACCUCUGCCCCACCCUUGAGCGCUGCCAUAAAUUGGGGCGGCAGCGCCCCACGGCACGGGCAGGGCCAGGACGGGGCCGGGAUGUGGGGCCGGGCAUCGGGGGGGGCCCCCCGGCUGCUGCCGCUGCUGCUGCUGCUGCCAGGUGCCGUGGGGCUGCAGUGCCUGAGCUGUGGGGGGGACGCCGGGGGCUGCCGCGAGGCCACCAACGUCACCUGCGACGCCGAGAGCAACGUCUGCGCCGAGGGGCUGGCGGCGGUCACCUGGAGCCAUGGCCGCUUCGCCCUGGGGGCUCGCGGCUGCGGCCGGGGCCAGGUGGGGGCCAACGACCGGGCCCUGGAGCUCUUCGGCCUCGUUGUCUUCGCCCAGCGCCGCCAGUGCGGGGAGGGGGGCUGCAACCGGCAGCUGCCCCUGGUGGGGGACGGGGCCCUGCCCCUGCCCG